Molecule: messenger RNA, 950 nt
Organism: Malania oleifera
Lineage: Eukaryota; Viridiplantae; Streptophyta; Magnoliopsida; Santalales; Ximeniaceae
Exons: 4
Coding region: 122-448 (108 amino acids)
Source: RefSeq, a predicted model, not a curated record
AUGUGGGGCAAUAUCGGCAUCAACUUGGCUACAAAUUGGACAGCUUAUGAUGAGCAGUUCGUAUUAUUAAUUUAUCUGCUGCUGCAUUCUUCAAUUUAUUUGGGCCACCUAUGAGCCUUAUAUGUCUGCCUUGUCCAAGGAUUUGUGGCUGCCACGGGAUGUCCUGAUAUGUGGAUGCUUGAAAGGAUUUAGUUCAAUGCAAAAGGCAGGAGUGAGAUUUGUGAAGAUGAUAGCCAACCAUGGUAAUGGUGCUGUUACCGUAAUCCUUUGUAGGGAGAGCUUUCUGCCAUACUCCCGCUUCUUUCUUUCCCCUACAGGCUGGGUAUGUCAAAUUGGAAUACAUUGCAGCUACACAUACGGACAUGGUGCAAUGCAGAAUAUUCAAGAUAUUUGUUGGAAAAUGCCAAUUUAUGGCUUGAUUUCAAAGUUGCCCGUGGAGCUGAUCUGAAGGCUGUGAAUGCAUGACUGGUUGACACCAUCCACUUCCCCAUUCCCCCCUCCCGCCAUACCCAAAAAAAGAAAAGAAAAAAGGGAAACAUAAAAGGACAAAGAAAGAAAAAUUGUGAUAUUUUAUUAUUAUUCCUUUUUGAAAACCCAUCAUAAUUGAUUUAGCACUGGAAAUUUAAUGACUUAUGACUUAUGGGGAUCUUUCAGAGUUGCAAACAUGUCACCUGACACCCCAAGUAUAACAAAGCUGAGGAAAAAAUGUUCGUCUUGGUUAAUAAAACAUCGUCAGUUUCUGUUCUCUCUUUCUGACCUUUUGUGUUGAGCCUCUUCUUUGUGAAUGAAUUUCAACCAGAUUUUCAUUUUUUUACCCCAUCAAACUCUGCAGAUGUAAAAGAAACUAGCCGAAUCAUGGUGGAUGUACGGGCAAUAUUUUGCCAUCUCAAUUUGUGCACAAUUUCAAGUGUUGAAUGUGAACAUGCGGAUGCAUGAUGCGAAUUCAUUUU